Saccharomycodes ludwigii is the source of this 3879-nucleotide messenger RNA. It is a transcript of the gene ZRG8, whose product is annotated as Zrg8p. The transcript has a single exon. The record is from RefSeq and is a predicted model, not a curated record. Lineage: Eukaryota; Fungi; Ascomycota; Saccharomycetes; Saccharomycodales; Saccharomycodaceae. Bases 1 to 3879 code for a protein of 1292 amino acids.
AUGAUAUCUUUUAUCAAAUCAAGGAGACAUUCAGCAGAUGGAAAUACUCCAAAGUCUCCCUCAAGCAGCCAAAAUAAUAUAUCAGAUAGAUCACCAACUAAUUACCAUGUACGAACAAACAGUGGGGUUAGUAGUGGGGAAACUAAUAGAAGUCUACCUAUUCAAAAUAGCUCACCUGUAUUAGAUUCCUACGUUUUGACAGCAUCUUCUCCUCCGCACCUUCAUAAUCAAAGUAGUACCACUAGUAAUAGUAGUAUUUAUAACCAUAACAGCAUGGCAGCUUCAAUAACCAGUUCUCCAGUUCAUAUGGCCAUUGAUAACGGUACCAGUUAUCAUGCUGAUAGAAAUAGUAACAGUAGUGGUAAUAGCGCUAAUAAUGAUAAUGCCAUUUCUGAAGAUUCUGGUGGUGAUAAUGAUUCCGAUGGCGAUAAUAACAGUAGUUUUAUAAAGACAUUGCAGUUCAAAAAUUUAGGGAAGCCUCCAAAAACUAAUUUUUUUCAUAGAUUUGCGAAAAGGACCUCUUUAAAGUCACCAUUAUCACCUGGUAGGUUAUCUCGUACUAACGUAACUGAAAGUGUAAUAACCACGAAUCCUGCUCCCGCUGUGACCACCACUAAUAUCAAUUCUCAAGUGAUACCCUCUGCAUUAACCAACACUUCUAAUAACGAAUUAAAUCCACCAUACACACCUUUGAAAAGUGGGAUUUCUCAAACUAUCUCGCCGUUCACCUCACCCAAAAUGAAUGUAAAUAAUGAUAUUUUACCUUCCAUCCAGGGAACUAUAUCCCACGAGUGGGGUGCUCCAAGGAAAAGCUCGCCCAUUAUUUUAAGUAACAAGCAAUCUAGUGAUGGAACUACCUCGAAUUCAACAGGUGUUUCUGAUACUAAACACGCUACGAACACAUACAUGUUUGGAGAAGAAAAAUUACCGAUGAUGGAAUAUGAUGUUAAUAAUGAUGAAGAAUUUGGUAAUUUGAAAAAAAUAUACCACAGUAGUGAUAGUACUGAUAAUGGUACUAAAGUAAAUUAUAAUAACAACAACAAGAUUUAUACCUAUGAAUAUGAUGAUAAUGAUAAUACUGAAAUUUUGAAGUCACCUCUAGCGCAAAGAUUAACGAAUAACAAUAGAUUGAAACAUCUUAAACAAAAUAAUAGAGCCGUCAGAAUUCUUUCUCAGGAUGACUUGGUCAAGUUAAGUUCUGAAUACAAUCCGAAAUUAUUGAAUGAACUGUUAUCACAAAAUAAACACAUAAUUACGCCAAUAUCGAAAAGUUCAAAAUCACCUGUUUCUUCACCCAAUAAAGAUGAUAUUAUGGAAAUUGUUGAUAGUAUUCCCGGCACCAAUAUUAAAGUGGAUAUAGUACCAGGGGCUAAAGAUACAACGAGCUUAGAAGAUCAAAAACUAAAUUUGAAUGUAAAACAGGUUGAGUUUAAAACACCUAUAUCAGAUGGCAGAAAUUCCAUGAACGCAAACAAUAAUGAUAGCGAGUUUGCCAAGUUUGAUGAUGACAGUGAUGGAAAAGCAGCGUCUCUAACAUCUGAAGCUGAUAAUGACAAUAGAAGUAGAAGCAGUAGCAGUGGUAGUACUACCUCUUCCAAAUUUUCAUUUGAAUUUAAUAAAACAUAUGGCAGAAAAUCAUCUGUAAGAUAUUAUGCUAAAGAGACCGCUGAUGAAAAAGAUUUGCAGGACGGAGCACAAAAUAUUUAUAUUGAUGAUAUUUAUGAAGAUGAAGACUUUGAUGAAGAUAUGAAUUUUUUUGAUGAAGAAGAUGCGGAAGAUGAUGAUCAUUUGUACAAUAUUACGAAUCGGUCUAAUGAUAAAAAUGCUAACUAUAAGUCCAGGAAAACUACUGGUUAUAACGAUAUAAGUUUCUUGUCUGAUGAAGAUGAGAUACCUGAGUCAAAUAAAGAGAGUGACAGGCAUUCUAAGAAUCUCAUCAACAAUUCGAAAUACAGCGACAUUGAUGAUAUAUCUUCUGUAGAAAGUUAUGAGUCUGUGAGGAAGACAGAUUUAAGCUCUAUUCAUGAUUUAACCAUUACCGACUCAUAUCUAGAAAAUACUGUUAUGAAAAACAAGCCGGUUGUUGUAAAAUCCGGUGUUAAAAGCUACAAUGAUCUAUUUGCUUUGUCAGAUGAUGAUAAUUUUAGUGAGGAAGAGGAAGGUGACGUUGAAUUUAAUGCUACAAAAAUAUUAGACACAAAAAAAGUUUCUAAUAAUGCAGAAAGUGAAGGGGAAGGUGAAAAGUCGGUACGCUCCUUAAAUGAAAUUACUGAUUCUGAAAAUUUGAAAGUUGGAAUAGAGGAAGUUGGCAAGAAUAAAUUUAAUGCAGUGGCUAAUAUCUCGUCCAAUCUCAGGAAGGUGACUAAUUUUAAUGAUUUGCUUGAUAUUCGUUCUGAUGUAGAAUUUUCUGAGUUUUCAGAUGUAGAACAGGGGAGUAUUUGCCAUUCAUCACCAAUAUUGCCACGAAAAUCAUCAAAAAUUGUAUCUAAAGAUGAUUUGCCUAUUAGCUUAACCAUCAAAAAAACUGCUAAAGUGAAUACUGCGCAGGAAAAAAACGAUGUAGUUGAAAAAAGUGUUGGAAAAAAUAAAAGUAAAGAUACAAAAGUUAAAAAAUACAAAGAUUUGUUUAAUUUAAGUGAUGAUGAAGUAGAACAAGAUGAUGAUGGUGGUGGUGGUGGUGGUGAUGAUGAGUGCGAUGAUUAUGAUAGUGAUGGUGAUGCAAUUACAAAUUAUAUGCAUAAUAAAAGUUAUCUGGGUAUUAACACUUUACAAUCUAAAAGAUCAAGUUGUGAACUUUCUGAUAAAGAACUGGAUGCAUUACCGCCGAUAACAAUGGCUUCUGGUAAUUCGUAUCCACUUAAUACGCCAAUUACACCAAGAGCAACAUCGCCAUUGUGUAAUAAAUAUGGAAUGUUGAGCAAUACUUGUAGCAUGAAUAAUUCUGUUAAUAAUGCUGCAGAUAAUAACAAUAAUAACAAUAAUUUACGAACUCUACCGUCUCAUUCUUUUAAUAAAACUUUUGGAACAACAUUGGAUGCCUCUACUUCCACAAUUCCCCCUUUAAACUCUGGACUGGGAUUGGUGCAGUUACCCUCAAGCCCCAGCGCUAAUUUACCUCCAAAUACGAUUUUAAAGUACCAUGAUAUUAAUUGUAACCUGGAUUCUGAAAUUUCGAAAUCGAUGGGAGAUCUCUUUUUUAUAGACGAAGAAAAUGAAGAUGCUAACAGUGAUGAAGAAUUGCAUAUUUCUUCUGGGGAGGAUACUGAUUUACUUGCUGAUGCCAAUAUCAUUGGUACAGAUAAUGUUAAAAAAAGAAGUGAUAAAGUGUUUUUGAAAAAUAAUUUGACAAGAAAAGAUGAUAAUGAUAAUGAUAAUGACGACGAAUUUCUGGAUGAAAUUAAUAAUGUUCCGGAAGACUUUAAUUUUAGUGACGAUGAAAUGAAAAUUGGUAGUGAUGGGAAAUUUUUAAACAACAAAAGGAAAGAUAGCUUCAAAACUACACAUAGCUAUUCUGAAAAGCCACUGAAUGUUGCUAGAAAUAAUAAAACAAUGAGUAAUAAGGUGGAGUUGAAGAAUAAAACAGUCACGUUUUUUUAUAAUAGCCAUAGUGAUUCUUUAUCAUAUUUACCGUCAAACCCUACUCCCAUUGAUAGUACUAGUAUAAAUGACAAUAAUUCAACGCAAUUGCUGGCACCUGUUUUACAGAAAUCAUUAUGUGAACCAAAUACUUCUAAAAACUUGUCAACAAAAGAUUCACAAGCUUCACCUAACAAAGACUAUUAUAAAAAUCUGAGAACUCCGUCUGUUUUCUCUGAGGCUAGCUCUCUAAGUCCAAUACAAGAGGGUUAUAGUUCUGUAGAAGCAUCACCUAGGAAAUAA